Molecule: messenger RNA, 6792 nt
Organism: Nerophis lumbriciformis (worm pipefish)
Lineage: Eukaryota; Metazoa; Chordata; Actinopteri; Syngnathiformes; Syngnathidae
Source: RefSeq, a predicted model, not a curated record
AUGGUGAAACUGGCCAACCCCACUUACACCCAAUGGAUCCUAGAGGCCAUCAAGAAGGUCAAGAAACAGAAGCAGCGUCCAUCCGAGGAACGCAUUUGCAAUGCCGUCUCCAUGUCCCACAGUCUUGACCGCAAGACUAUUCUGGAACAGUUAGAACUUAGUGUCAAAGAUGGAACUAUCCUUAAGGUUACCAACAAAGGUCUCAACUCGUAUAAAGAUCCUGACAACCCCGGGCGUUUUGUUCUCCCAAAACAAAAAGGAGGUGGCAGCUCUGGAGGAGGCAGCAGCCACAGCGGGGGCGGUGGCAGCAGCAGCAGUGGUGUUAGCUUCCAAAGCCAUUUGGGGAAGAGACCUGGACUCGACUGGAACAAAUUGAUCAAGCGGGCACUGGAGGGCCUCCAUGAGCCAGGCGGUUCCUGCUUGAAAAACAUUGAGCGCUUUCUCAAGUGCCAGGCUGAUGUGGCAGCCUACCUAUCAAGCAGCGGCUCCAUGGGGCCUGGCAUCUUCCACCAACAGCUGAGGGUUGGCCUCAAAAGGGCUGUGGCCCAUGGACGCGUGGCAAAGCACGGGCCACUUUUUCAGUUCAUCAGUCGCAGCAGCUCCCACCAUGACGGCACUGGGACGGUAUCCUUGGAAUCACUGCCCCCUGUUCGUCGGCUGCCCCAUGAAAAGGACAAGCCGGUGGCGGAGCCAAUCCCCAUAUGCAGCUUCUGUUUGGGGACCAAGGAGCAGAAUCGCGAUAAGAAGCCUGAGGAACUCAUCUCCUGCGCAGACUGUGGCAAUAGUGGCCACCCGUCCUGUCUCAAGUUCUCUCCAGAGCUUACGGUUAGAGUCAAGGCACUGUGGUGGCAGUGCAUCGAAUGCAAAACCUGCAGCAGCUGUCAAGAUCAAGGAAAGAAUGCGGACAAUAUGUUAUUUUGUGAUUCAUGCGACCGGGGUUUCCACAUGGAAUGCUGUGAUCCACCCCUCACGCGGAUGCCGAAAGGCAUGUGGAUUUGUCAAAUCUGCCAACCCAGGAAGAAGGGAAAGAAUCUUUUACAUGAAAAGGCAGCACAAAUCAAACGGCGCUAUAACGCACCACUUGGCCGGCCCAAGAACAGGCCCGGGCGGCCCUUCAAGAAACUGGUUGGCCGUGCUCGACGGAAGCGUUCGGCCUCACCUAAUUCCUCAUCCAGCUCCUCUUGUGAAGGUUACCCCGGUGAUGACCGACUACUUUUCUCAAUGCGGGAUAGUGACGACCUGUCACACAGCAGUCUUCGCUUUAACAACAAGACCAAGGGAUUAAUCGAUGCCCUCACUAAAUUUUUUACACCUUCGCCUGAGGGUCGCAAAGCACGCCAGGAAGUUGUGGACUACUCAGAGCAGUGUCGCAUCAGAAAGAAAGCCAAUCGCAAAGGAGAUGGAGAUGAUCGGACAGGUGACAAUCAGGAAGGCAGCGACUGGCGCGAUGAUGAUGACAGACCGCCUGGUCAUGAAAAUCUAACAGAAAAAGACAUUGAGCUGUUCAGACACAUCCAGGAGCUAGCAUUACAGAAAGUCGGGGUUACAGGUCCACCAGACCCGCAGAUGCGAUGUCCAGCAGUCAUUGAAUUCGGAAAGUUUGACAUCCAGACGUGGUAUUCUUCUCCCUACCCGCAGGAGUACAGCAGACUACCCAAACUGUACCUUUGUGAAUUCUGCUUGCGCUACAUGAAGAGCCGUAGCAUCCUCUAUCAGCACAUGAAGAAAUGCAGCUGGUUCCAUCCUCCAGCUAAUGAGAUUUACAGGAAAGACGACGUGUCUGUUUUUGAGGUCGAUGGAAAUGUGAGCACGAUCUACUGCCAGAACCUCUGCCUACUGGCCAAACUUUUCCUCGACCACAAGACACUGUACUAUGAUGUGGAGCCCUUCCUUUUCUAUGUCCUCACACAAAAUGACAGCAAAGGUUGCCACCUUGUCGGCUACUUUUCUAAGGAGAAACACUGCCAACAGAAAUAUAACGUAUCAUGCAUCAUGAUUCUUCCGCAGUACCAGCGAAAGGGCUACGGGCGCUUUCUCAUUGAUUUCAGUUACUUGCUAUCUAAGCGUGAGGGCCAGCCUGGAUCACCAGAGAAGCCUCUCUCAGAUCUUGGUCGGCUUUCUUACAUGGCCUAUUGGCGCAGUGAGGUCCUAGAGUGCCUCCAUAGGGUCCAUGACCGGCAGAUCACAAUUAGACAGCUCAGCAAACUGACAGGGAUUUGCCCGCAAGAUAUCACUACAACACUACACAGCCUCAACAUGCUCGAGCAACGGGGAGAGAGGAUGGUCCUGGUGCGACGAGAUACGCUGAUUGAUAGCCACAUGGCUCGUCUCAAGGCUCGACCCCGACAGCUAGAAGUUGACCCCGAGUGUCUCCGCUGGACUCCUGUCAUUGUUACUAAUACAGUGGUUUCUGAUGCUGAUGAGGAUGAGGAUGAAGAUGAAGAGGAUCAAGAACCAACAGAAAAUGACCGCAAAGAGAUCAAGCCAAAUAUCAAGCUACCAUCAUUGUCUUGGCACAUGCAUGAAGCAAAGAAAACGGAAGAAGAAGAUGAGGACGAGGAGGAAGAGCUUGAGGAGGAAGAAGAGAGAAAGGGGUUUCUAGGAUUACCGGUCAGCCAAAGCUCUCCAACAUCACCUCCAGUUCGUUGUUUACCUCCCCCAAAACCACCAUGCCCACCUCUGCCAGCAAAUGGUGAACGCAGACCCAGGGGUCGCCCUCCCAAAAAUUGGCCAUGGGGUAAAGGGGUUAGGGAUAGCAAUCGAGUUGGACGGCCACCUAAGGUUUGCCCAAUGGAGGAAGAGGGUGAGGACGAUGAAAGGACAGAUGAAGGAAAAAUCGGCUCUGCAACCAUCCCUUCCUCUCUAUUCUCACUAGAGCGAAAAGCAGAACCGACAAGCUUUCGGACAAUAGACAUGACCCGGCACCCCACCAUAACCCCUACCCGAAGAGGACGCCCUCCAAGGAAAAAGAGGGGCCCCAAACCCAGACAGAUGGAGGAGCCGAGUGAGGGGCUGUCACAACUUCCUGGGGUUUCCAGGUUGAAUGAUUCUCCUCCUGUUCGGAAGACUGGCUUCAGUGAUAGUAGCGAAGAGGAUGAGGAUGAUGAUGAGGACGACGAGGAUGAAGAUGAUGAGGAUGAGGAAAGCAGAGCAAGCUCUCCACCUAUACUCACAAAGCCAGCUUUGGGACUUAAAUGCAAGAAGCCGUUGAGAAAGCGUCGUUUUCGCCAGCGCAGCCACCCACACAGCAGCGUUGUGACGGAGACCAUUUCUGAGACUACAGAGGUUUUGGAUGAACCGUUUGUGGACUCUGACUCCGAGAGGCCCAUGCCUAGACUGGAGGAGGAGACACCCUUGAGUCACCCCUUGCGUCGCUACCCUCCAGCCCGCUCUGCACUUAAGUUGUCAGACCCUGCUCCUAAAAGAGGCCGGCACUGCAACCUCUCUGAUUCAGAGGAGGAUGAGCUAACUGCCAUGCUGAACCCUGUCGCCGCAUUGCCAUGUCCUUCUACGAAUCAAGCUGCCAAUCCUGAGGUCCCAGUCAAGAAGAAAAAAGGCUGGCCCAAGGGAAAAAGUCGUAAACCACUGCACUGGAAGAAACGGGGACCUGGAAGACCACCUGGAAGUGGAGCCAACCAGCGAGCUGCAGCAGAAAGCCAAGCAAGCGGGACUCCAACACCUCCCAAAAUCAAAAUGAAGCCUGGACGGAAGCCUCGGACCUGGUAUCUCCAGCGUGCCCAAGAGGAAGCAGAGAGGCAGGAGCAGGAGAAGCAAAGACUGCUAGAACAGCAGUUGGACAAAAGUCCUCUGCUGCUUUCAACAGAUCGAAAUAGCAAGCGUGUUUCAAGAGCCAUCUCAGAAAAUAAAGAAAAAUACUCUGACGAAGACGAUUAUCUCCCUAUGCCAGUAGAGCAGAAGGUACCAAAAAGGAGAGGGAGACCACCCAGGAACCCUAUGCUCCGUCAACAACAACCACCUGUUUCAAGGCCACUUCUCAAUUCUGAACCAGAGGAGGCAGAAGAAGAAGAUGAGGAACCAGAGAGAACUUGGGAGAACACAAAAUCUAGCCGUCCAUUUUCACGCCCCAUACUGUCUGCUUCGUCCUGCUCAUCUAACCCAGGGCCUAGGGCCCCACAAUUUCGCCCUCAGAAUGUUGAUAUUGGCGAAAGAGAAGACGACGAAAAUGAAAAGGAAGAAGAGGAAUUUGAGAACCAGACGUGUAGUAGUCUUUCGUCGAGACGAGCAGCAUCUGCACCAGGUUUAGGAAGCCGCCGCAGUGAAGACCAUGAUGCAGAUGAUGAAGGUGACGGACACUUAGAAGAGAAGAGUAACAGCAGCAGCAUAAGUAAAAAAAGAAAAAGUCAGGAGUCUGAAGAUGAGGAGGAUGAAGAUGAGGAUGAAGAGCCUGCUUCCCAUGCAAGCUCCCCCCCAGUCAAAGAAGAACCACAAGGCGGAGAGGCUUUUUUAGACAUGGAGAACAGCGUGGCCCGGGACUAUGUCAGCAAGCAGGAGGAGGAAGAUGAGGAGGAGGAGCCUGACGAGCAGGUGCAAGAGUUAAAACGUCAGCCCUCCUCUGCUGAUCCACAGCAGGAAGACAGGCGGCGGCGAGAGCAGGAGGAGUCUGCUGCGGCUGCUGCGGCUGUGGAAACUGUUACGGCCAUGUCUGUUCCCCCAGAACCUAUGGAGCUUCAGCCUUUGCAGGCAGAGGACAAAGAUGUUGCACUUUUGAUUGAACCCCAACAUUCACACUCCCACACCCAUCCUCACCAGCACUCGGACUUCAAAGAGGAGCUGAGUCACCAUCACUCACAUCAUGCCCAUCACCACUCCAAUGAACUAGACUUGGAGACUGUCCAGGCAGUACAGUCUCUGACACAGGGGGAAGCCCAGGAUGAAGAGACUGAGCCACACCAUGGGGCUUACCAGGACUGUGAAGAGACACUUGCGGCCUGUCGGACACUACAAAGUUACAGCCACGCAGGGGAUGCUGAGGAGGAGGCCCUGGCUUUAGUAGAGGACUGUGGGGCCUCCCAACACAGCAGCCCUCUGCCUAAUCCUCCAAUGCCCCCACUGUCCGGUCAGUCUGUUCGGUCAGUGAACAGUCCAGGGUUACCUUCAGCCAUCAUGGAGACGACAACAGCAGGGCAGAGAGGUGGGACUCCUGGCCCGACUGGAGCAGGUGGUGGAACCGGAGGUGGCUACACACAAAUCACGCCAGAACAUCCCAGUUCUCUGUCUGCACCCUCCCAACAGAACAUGGAGACAUCUCCCAUGAUGGAUGUCCCAUCUGUGUCCGACCACUCACAGCAAGUGGUUGACAGUGGCUUCAGUGAUUUAGGCAGUAUCGAAAGCACGACAGAGAACUAUGACAACCCCAGUAGCUAUGACUCAACCAUGGGUGGAGGAAGCAGUGGAUCGGGGAAUGGGGGUAGUGGAGGUGGGAUUUCUGUGACAGGUACCUCUUCAGCGUCCUCAUCUGUCGCAUCUUCUUCCAGCUCGGCCACUCCAUCCACCUCACAGUCCAACAGCUGCCCCUUUGUGUCAACCCCUAGCUUAACAUCUUCCACAGGGAAUGGAGGAACUCAGCAUGGUUUAGGAAGCUGUAGCCUUAUCCAACAAACUGGACCCGGCCCCAGCAGUGGUCCUGGAGCUAGUAAUGUAGGCAAUUCUGUCCCACAACCCCCACCCCCUCCUCAUCCAUCCAACACCCCUGGUUGUGGCAUUAAAUCUCCUCAAAGCUGUGGUGUGAUUGAGAGACCUCCCAGCACUAAUCAGCAACAACCACAAUCAUCCCAAAAGAAGGUUUCACAGCAGCCUCCUCAGCAGCAGCAGCAGCAGCAAACCCCCAAUUCCCAGUCUCAGCCCUCAGCUCCGCCCCCUCCGCAGCAACAGCAGCAGCCCCUAUCCCAGUGCAGCAUGGGAAAUGGCUUUGGCUCCACUCCCAUGAUCAUGGAGAUUCCUGAGAGUGGGAGUGGGGGAGGUGGCCGCACCCUGUAUGAGCGUAUGGGUCAGGACUUUGGCACAGGGGGCUACCCCCAACCCUCCGCAACCUUCAGCCUGGCCAAACUCCAACAGCUCACAAACACCAUUAUGGAUCCACAUGCCAUGCCCUACUCUCACUCAGCCUCUGUCACCUCUUACGCCACCAGUGUUUCACUCUCUAACCCAGGGCUGGCACCCUCUGCUCACGCACCCCUUUCCCAGGGCCAACCCACAAUGACUCCACCCCCUAAUCUCAGCUCUGGUUCAAUGAACUUGGGAUCCUUGCAGCUGCAAUGCAACAUGCCCACUACCAACAUCAGUCUAGGUCCUCCACCCCACACGCAGCGACUGCAGGGCCAAAUGGCAACUGUCAAAGGUCAUAUUUCCAUUCGGUCCAAAGCCACUCAGCAGCUGGCCCCAGCCCCGCACCAGCAGCAGCUCUAUGGACGCAGCUCUGGGGCUGUGGCCAUGCAAGGCACACCUCGCACCUUGGCUGUACAACGCGGCAUGAUGCCAAACCUCAUGCCGACACCGGCACCAUACAAUUCCAUGAACAUGACACCACUCAAUCCCAUGUCAGCUGGUUAUCGAAUGCCCCAGCCAAUGAUGAACAGUGGUUACCACGGUAAUCCUCCUUAUAUGAAUCAGCCAGCUCAGUAUCCCAUGCAAAUGCAAAUGGGAAUGAUGGGAGGGCAGGGUUACCCCCAGCAGCCUAUGCAGCCAAAUCACCAUGGCAACAUGAUGUAUACAGGCCCCUCCCAUCAUAGCUAUGCUGGUGUCCCAAAACAGUCGCCCUACAUGAGCAGAUGA